Molecule: messenger RNA, 1218 nt
Organism: Trichophyton verrucosum HKI 0517
Lineage: Eukaryota; Fungi; Ascomycota; Eurotiomycetes; Onygenales; Arthrodermataceae
Exons: 2
Coding region: 1-1218 (405 amino acids)
Biological process (GO): UDP-galactose transmembrane transport
Cellular component (GO): Golgi membrane; endoplasmic reticulum membrane
Molecular function (GO): UDP-galactose transmembrane transporter activity; UDP-glucose transmembrane transporter activity
Source: RefSeq, a predicted model, not a curated record
AUGCAUGCCCCCAAGGAUAUUCCAGAUAUGAAUAUUAAUUCAACAAAUGGUGCAAUUGAACAGUCAGAGAAAGGAAAGCCGAUCCAGGCUGCUUCAGAGCCGUCCCAAGCCGGGCUUUUGCAGUUGGUGAUCUGCGUGACUGGCAUCUAUGCAUCAUUUCUUUCAUGGGGAGUGCUUCAAGAGGCAAUCACCACCACGUACUAUCCUGUGCAUCCACCAACUUCCGCGGUUCCAAACCCCCAAACCGAACGAUUUACUUUCUCACUCGUUUUGAAUACUAUCCAAUCCUUUUUCGCGGUCAUCACGGGCUCCAUGUACCUCUAUUUCUCAACUCCUCGCGGGUCGAGCACACCGUCCAUAUUCCCGACCAGUCGGAUUCUCAUUCCUUUGGUACUUGUCAGCUUAUCGACCUCUCUCGCCUCUCCUUUCGGAUAUGCCAGUCUCGCGCACAUCGACUAUGUCACCUUUACAUUGGCAAAGUCCUGCAAGUUAUUGCCUGUCAUGUUUCUUCACCUGACUAUUUUCCAAAAACGUUACCCUCUAUAUAAGUACGGUGUUAUUCUCCUCCUUACUAUUGGAGUGGCGACCUUUACUCUACAUCAUCCCGGCACGGCGAAGAAAAGUAGUGGAUCUAAGGGACCAAAUGCAUCGUCUCUGUUCGGUCUCUUCCUUCUCUUCAUUAAUCUUCUUCUGGAUGGCCUUACAAACACAACACAAGAUCAUAUUUUUACGUCCCCAAAGCUUUACGGCAAAUUCAGCGGGCCUCAGAUGAUGGUUGCUCAGAAUUUCAUAUCCACCAUUCUCACGAGUGCUUAUCUUGUUAUCAUGCCUCACCUCUCAACGUCUAUUCUGCCACUGUUACCUCUACCUAUCCCUCCAUCUCAAACAUCUGAACUCUCAUCUGCCAUAGCAUUUCUCUCCCGCCACCCGCAAGCUACUAAAGAUGUCGUUGCCUUCGCUGCCUGUGGUGCAAUUGGCCAGCUGUUCAUUUUCUAUACAUUAGCUCACUUCUCUUCCCUCCUUCUGGUCACGGUAACGCUGACCAGGAAAAUGUUAACCAUGCUUCUCAGUGUUGUAUGGUUUGGUCAUCAAUUGAGUGGAGGCCAGUGGGUGGGUGUUGGUUUGGUAUUUGGCGGAAUUGGAGCCGAGGCCUGGGUUCAGAGGAAGGAAAAAGAGAAGAAGCUCCGUGAGAAGGCUAAAGAGGGAAAAUCCCUUUAG